UGUCAAAAGAAUUCGACUUGAAUUGUAUGCGGAUCCAUUCAGAUCCAUUUCAAUCUCGAGAGAAGAGACUCCUCUAAAAGUUUGAACAUUGAUGCUAUUGAUGCCAAUAAUUUGUUCGUUAGGAAAUUAUUGGCAGUAUUAUGAUUUACGUUACAAUCGCUGUAAAAUAACCUACCGGCAUCAGUAUCUAUAAAUGGUGCCAAAUGCAAUCAAGAAACUGAGAAAAUAAAUACAAAUCUUACAGAAUGUGCUAUUGUUGACCAGGAAGAGAUGCAAUUGUUUCAGCUACAAAGCAAUAUAUGAGCGCUACGAUAAUGGAUGAAGAGAAAAAAUGGAGAAUAUUUACGUUUAAUGGGUUAUUUCAAUAUGACAGAAACCUGGAUGAAAUUUCGGUUGUUUUUGCAUCUUAUCAUUGACUUCUAAAUCGCACUUGAGUCAUUGAAGAGAAACCGAUAUAAGAUUUUGAGCGCAAAGUAUUGACGGGUUUGCCAUGUAACAAAAUUUUCGUACUCCGAAUUAUCCCGAAAGGUGGCAGCACGAUGGCGCUCCAUUUGCAUGUAAAAAAUGGCGGAUUGCAAGGAGAUUAAAGACGAAACAAACGGGCCUCAGCCUCCCAUAAUAAUGAAAUUCGACGCACCGGAUGAAUCCAGCGAAAAUUCCGCAAAUGAAGAAAUGGAGGGGCAAUCUUCGGAAGAAAAUUCCCAAGAUCUCACUUCACCUUCUGUUAAAUCAAGCACUAAAAUUCAUUGUCCGGUAUUAUCAGCAUCAAGAUUUGGAAAUUCAUUUGGUGUCAGUGAAUUUUCAUCAACCGUUAGUAAGCCAAAACCUGCAAUAUUAAGGCCUUCGCAACUAAGUGCUGUGACAAAUAAUCCUGGUCCCUCCGUUAAGACUGUUUUGCAACCUGCAAAGUUCCAUAAUCCUUUUACAAAAGCUGCACAUAAUUCCACGAAUGUUGAAGAUGCUUCAGCAGACAACACAGACGAUACAAGUGAAGUUCCAAAGGAAUCUAGUAACGAAGAAAAACCAGAGGAGGAUGGAAAACCUAAAUUUUUACCCUUAGGAGCAAGCACAAAGGAAAAUGAAAAUAAUGUAAAUAGUACCGUAGCCCCCAGUGCAUCGACGCCAAGUUUUGUUUUUGGUCAGAAUCUUAAAGAACGUGUUACCGUCGCAAACGAUACGGAAAAUUCCGAUAGUUCAGAGAAAGAAGAAACAACAGGGGAAGAGACUAGUGAAAAUGGUUCCUCCGAACUAAUGUUUUCAAAUGCUGCAGUAGUAUGCCGCAGUACGAGUCGGCCUGGUCUAACGUUGACCGAGGCUGCACAGGAAUUGGAAGAAGCUAGUAGGGCGAAUAAGCGUAAAUACAGUCAGGUGACGCUGCUUACUGGCGAAGAAGGCGAGACUAAUAUUCUUCAAAUUAAUUGCAAACUUUUUGCCUUCGACAAGGCAACGAGUAGUUGGCAGGAAAGAGGGAGAGGCACUUUGAGACUAAACGAUCGAGAAGAAGAGUCUAGAUUAGUUGGGCGAACUAUAGGAACUCAAAGAUUGGUACUCAACACUAAAGUUUGGCCAGGAAUGACCGUGGAAAGAGCCAGUCCAAAAUCUCUGAGACUAACUGCCAUGGAUGUCCACGGGGACAUUAGAAUUUUUAUCGUUCAAGCAGCCCCAAUGGAAGUGGAUCAGCUUCACGACUUGCUGAUGCAACGAUUGAAACGCGCUCAGGAACGUCAGCCCAAAAAGCUGGCCACCGAUCACUGACAGCAUCGGCCGAUGGAGGCUCCGAUGAAGCAUGAUUCGUACUUCAGCUAGACUCUUGCGCAUCAGGAGUCACCAAGACGUUAUAGGAAUUCGAUGCUUUUGAAAAGUAAGGCCCUAUCCGGAGCGUGCACAAUGGAACGGAUUGGCUAUGAUUCGUGCCUUUCCUAAUAGAAGUCGUAGCCUGUCAAAAAAAUGUUGCGCGAUACAUGCGAGGGAUAGAAAGGAGCUUCGGCAUUCGAUCGAAAUGAAUUUUAUUAUUUUGAUGAGAUACCAACGCCUUUUUCUAAUCAUUCCCAAUUGAUAUUCUUUUACACUAAAUCUGAGGGUCUUAAACAUAAUAAUGUGUAUACGUGUAUUAGAGGGAGGUUACUAGUUAGAUUUUUAACGGUAGCAUAAUAUAAAUUAUAAAUAAUUUGUAUGCAGUUCGACGUAACGAAGUUGAGGUGUUUCAUUUGAGAGAAGCAUUUGUGCGAACGAUCGGCGAACUCCUCGAGGAAGAGGAGCGCCCUUACAUAUUUCGAUUGCCGACGAGCUUCGGCAAAACCUGCUAUUGCGCACGUCGGGGUGCAUUUCUCUUCGGCCGACCGGGACAUAUGAUAUACAAAACGCGUAUCGCUGUUUCGUAACAAAGACGAUGAGUUUAAUGUGGCGAUCGUUCGGUUACGCUAAAGCCUCUCGCCGUCGAUAUUUAGAAAUGAAUUUCACGGACUUUCGAUAAAAGCGGCAUUAUUACUGUACGCGCAUUUUUUGUCUCCUAGCUAUAAAGGAAAUUUUGAUCUAGCGACGAGAAUGGAUCGUAAAGUUUCCACUUAAAGGUGUCCCGUGCAUAGCCGGAUCCAUAAUUUUUCUAUGGUUGAUCACUUUACACUCAACGUUCUUUUCAUUUUCUCACUUUUUCUCCCUCCCUCUCUUUCCUCUCUUCUCCUACCUUCUCUUUCAAAGUAUCUGUCGAGAAAAUGAGCAAAGUCAGGGAGAAAGUCAUUAUAUCAUUGUAUGAUAAGCGAGCGGAGUAAUCAGCGUUACGUGAAGCAGUCUGUAAUAUAAAUGGCGCAGAACGUGGUGUUAGUAAUUGCAGAGGAAGAAUGCCCUGUAUACUUCGUUCAUUACAUUAAAAUACAAGCAUUUACAUAAA
Messenger RNA from Orussus abietinus, 2887 nucleotides. RefSeq names its product ran-binding protein 3 (gene RanBP3). Gene Ontology annotation, molecular function: GTPase activator activity. Lineage: Eukaryota; Metazoa; Arthropoda; Insecta; Hymenoptera; Orussidae. The coding region runs from base 565 to 1755 and encodes 396 amino acids. Gene Ontology annotation, cellular component: nuclear pore; cytoplasm. Gene Ontology annotation, biological process: protein export from nucleus. The transcript is spliced from 7 exons. The record is from RefSeq and is a predicted model, not a curated record.